GAGCUCAGUGAAAGGGCGGGAAAGGCGGUUGGAGAGGGAGGGGCGAGCGGUUACUCACUCCAUGGCUGCGGAAAGGAGAGGGGGCGACGGCGGCGGCGGCCUCGGGUGAACAGACGGUGGGAGCGGAGAGUGCAGGCGCGAAACCUCCCCAAGGUUGCAGACGCUGACGGAUUUGCCCCAGAGUCGGAGUAGCUGCCACCUGGAGAUUCCACAGCCAUGAGUGGGUUUAACUUUGGAGGCACCGGGGCCCCUGCUGGCGGCUUUACAUUUGGCACUGCGAAGACUGCGACGACCACACCUGCCGCUGGCUUUUCCUUCUCUACUUCCAGCACUGGAGGGUUUAAUUUUGGGACUCCCUCCCAGUCAGCAACAACCACCCCUUCCACUGGUCUCUUCUCACUCACCACGCAGGCCCCAACUACACAGACCCCAGGGUUCAGCUUUGGAACAACGCCUGCUUCUGGAGGAACUGGCUUCUCCCUGGGGAUCAGCACCCCAAAGCUCAGCCUGAGUAACACAGCUGCCACACCAGCCACAGCCAGCACUGGCAGCUUUGGCCUUGGCAGUAGCACCCUUACCAAUGCCAUCUCAAGUGCUGGGACCUCCAGCCAGGGGACGGCCCCUACUGGCUUUGUCUUUGGGUCCUCUACCACCUCUGCUCCGUCUACAGGCUCCACGGGGUUCUCAUUCACCAGUGGCAAUACAUCCCAGCCUGGAGCCUCCGGCUUCAGCAUUGGCUCUGUGGGUAGCUCAGCCCAGCCCACAGCACUGUCUGGCUCUCCCUUCACUCCAGCCACGCCGGCGACCACUACAGCAGGAGCAGCACAGCCAGCUGCUGCUGCGCCCACCGCUGCCGCCACCACUACAGGGUCCACACUCUUUGCUUCUAUAGCACCUGCUCCUGCCUCAUCCGGUGCUGCAGUGCUCUCCCUCUCAGCUCCAGUGACAACUGCAGCCACUCCUAGUGCCGGUACCCUGGGCUUCAGCCUCAAGGCCCCUGGGGCAGCUCCUGGCACCUCCACUACCAACACCACCUCUACCACCACCACCACCUCCACCACGACCACUGGCUUUGCUUUGAGCCUGAAACCCCUGGUGCCAACUGGCUCCAGCAGUGUAGCCACUACGGGGACUGCUCUACCUGGCUCCAGCACAGCAGCUGGGACUACCACAGGCCCCGCGAUGACCUACGCACAGCUGGAAAGCCUGAUCAACAAGUGGAGCCUAGAGCUGGAGGAUCAGGAGCGACACUUCCUGCAGCAGGCCACGCAGGUCAAUGCCUGGGACCGCACACUGAUUGAGAAUGGGGAGAAGAUCACCAGUCUGCACCGAGAGGUGGAGAAAGUGAAGCUGGAUCAGAAGCGCUUGGAUCAGGAGCUGGACUUCAUCCUAUCACAACAGAAGGAGCUGGAGGACCUGCUGAGCCCAUUGGAGGAGUCAGUGAAGGAGCAGAGUGGCACCAUCUACCUUCAGCAUGCGGACGAGGAGCGGGAGAAGACCUUCAAGCUGGCUGAGAAUAUCGAUGCACAGCUCAAGCGCAUGGCACAGGACCUCAAGGACAUCAUCGAGCACCUGAACAUGGCUGGUGGCCCUGCGGACACCAGUGACCCGCUGCAGCAAAUCUGCAAGAUCCUUAAUGCACACAUGGACUCCCUUCAGUGGGUGGACCAGAGCUCUGCCCUGCUGCAGAGGAGGGUGGAAGAGGCCAGCCGUGUAUGUGAGGGCCGCCGUAAGGAGCAGGAGCGCAGCCUGCGCAUUGCCUUCGACUAGUCCCGCAUGAAUAGGGGGAGCUCCUUGGGUUACAGGGCUGCGGGCUUUCUGUUGGGUGGUUGUGCUGUUUAGAGAAACAUUCUUUAACAGAAGUUGUGCAAAGUGUGGCGCUCAUUGUUGUAACCUGUGUUCUCUGGAGCCAAGCUUGAGUGUCACUGAGUUUUAGGCCAGUAUUUAAACAAAGGCAGGUGUUGAAUUCAAUGCUGCCUCAUGGCAGCUUCAGUUCAUCCACUGCAUGUGAGACAGAGUACUCUAAAGGAGAUAUUGGCCAAGAAACUUACCUGGGAUGGAGAUGUGGGUUUGAAAGCCCAAGGUUUCUGCACCUCUCCAACUCCCCAUCUAGCCCAUGUUCUCCAGAACCUCUGCCACACAACGCAGCGCCACCAAAGCACACUGAGCGAACGGCUGUUUUGCACUGGCUACCUCUCACCCCUAGAUUGUGAGCUUCUGUGGUAGGGUCUGUGCGUUUGGGGCCCAGAGUGACAGCAGAUUUGCCUCUGGACAUCCCAAUGUCAAAACCAUCUUAAUCACAGAUCCACAGUGUUGAAGACCAGCAGUCAUGUUUUGGUCUGUUUUAUUUCCCUGUGUUCUGCCAUAGCCUCUCUGGUCCCUGAUCAAAUGUUGCUUGUCUAAAUAAAAAAAAUUGUGAAAUCA
Messenger RNA from Mesocricetus auratus (golden hamster), 2424 nucleotides. RefSeq names its product nucleoporin 62 (gene Nup62). Bases 217 to 1770 code for a protein of 517 amino acids. The record is from RefSeq and is a predicted model, not a curated record. The transcript has 2 exons. Gene Ontology annotation, cellular component: nuclear pore; nuclear pore central transport channel. Gene Ontology annotation, biological process: RNA export from nucleus; protein import into nucleus. Gene Ontology annotation, molecular function: phospholipid binding; structural constituent of nuclear pore. Lineage: Eukaryota; Metazoa; Chordata; Mammalia; Rodentia; Cricetidae.